CAGCAAUCACUGUCUUCUCAUUAUUUACUCUCAUGAUUGUAUUCUUCGCCUUCAUCUCUAUCGCAGGUUAUGUUGCGUGGAGGUACAUCCAACUCAAACGAAGGGGGUAUCCCUUUCCGCCAGGCCCUCCUGCAGAUCCUAUUUUAGGACACCUUCGUGUGAUACCUCUCACGAACAUGCCAGAAAAAUAUCAUGAAUGGUCAAAGAUCUAUGGCGAUGUUCUCUACCUCAGUGUCCUCGGAACCUCCAUCGUGGUUCUUAACAGCGAGCAAGCAGCCUCGGAUCUUCUCGAGAAACGAAGCGCUAUCUAUAGUGACAGGCCACAAGCUCCAAUGCAUGAUCUGAUUGGAUGGUCUGACAUGCUAGCAACGUUGCCCUUACGUAUCAGGGAUCCGAGAAGUUCAAGGAUCUGCAGGUUGCCCAUGCCCACACACUACUAUCCAAGUUUCUCGAAUGCCCUCAGAAGUUUGAGCACCAUGUCCGGCGAUUUGCGGCUGCAGUGGUAAUGGAAAUAACUUACGGGCACCGUAUCAUGUCCGACGACGAUCCUUACAUUGAAAUUGCGCAAGGAGUGAAUCAGAUAGUCGCCGACGCUGGAAAUCCUGGCAUGACGCCCGUAGAUCUCCUACCUUUCCUGAAGUACCUGCCCGCAUGGUUUCCCGGUGCAUGGUUCAUUCGAGUCGCACGAGAUGCUCAACCGAUGAUCGCCAAGUUUAGGAACUAUCCUUAUAACGAAGUAAAACGGCAGAUGGCCGAUGGCACAGCGAAAGUAUCGUUCCUAUCCAUGCAUCUCGAAGAACUUGCGCGACAGGGUAAGCAAACACCUGAAGACAUAAAUGCUGUCAAGGUCGCCGCCUUUCAACUUUUCGGAGCUGGAGGAGAUACGGCGAGUGGUCCAAACACUUGUCUAUUGAAUACGUCUAAAACCUUGGGUCAGACGUUCUCCGCUUUACUCACAUUCAUCUUGGCCAUGCUGCAUCAUCCUGAAAUCCAAAAGAAAGCUCAAGAGGAGAUCGACAAGGUGGUAGGCAACGACCGUCUUGUUGACUUUUCCGAUCGCGAUGCCUUGCCUUAUAUCAACUGUGUGCUUUGGGAAGCGAUUCGAUGGCACCAAGCUGCGCCUUUGGGUGUUCCACGUAGGGCGAUGAGCGACGAUGUCUAUAAAGGGAUGUUCAUACCUAAAGGCUCUAUGAUCGUUGCUAAUAUGCGGGCCAUCACACUUGAGGAGAAUGUUUACGCCGAACCACAUAAGUUCUGUCCAGAGCGGUAUCUUCCCAAACCCGCGGGAAACAGCGAACCAUUCCCAACGUUCACGUUUGGUCACGGGCGUCGAAUAUGUCCUGGUCGCUUCCUCGCCGAGAACAGUCUUUGGAUUGCGGCAGCGUCGAUACUGUCGGCCUUCAACAUUAGUAGGGCUCGAGACUCCAAAGGCAAAGAGAUCGUUCCAAAGCUCGAGUUCGUGAACGCACUGAUAAGCCAUCCGAAACCUUUCCAGUGUGAGAUACGCCCAAGGUUUGAAAGAACAGCCAGUUUGGUCCACAAUGCUGUCCAUGAUGAUAGUCUCGACGCGGAGGCACGUAACAUUCUUGCAGAUUAGAGUAGUAUAAAAAUGGUCUGCUAUACUGUCCUUGUAUUUGUACAACUUCUUUUGAUACGAACAUGCGCGAGAUGCAUUAUUCUGUCGCUGCCGUGUUUAACUCCCAGGGUUUCUUC
Somion occarium is the source of this 1713-nucleotide messenger RNA. Lineage: Eukaryota; Fungi; Basidiomycota; Agaricomycetes; Polyporales; Cerrenaceae. The record is from the annotation of a GenBank genome assembly.